GGGACGGGAGGGACCGGAGGGAGGAGCAGCAUGGAACGAUGACGUAGGAUAGGAAUGAGGGAGUGAAUGUUCCGGGUCAGAAACUGGACGGGGAGAGGAAAUUAACUCCGGGACGAGUCGAAGCGAAGCAAAAAAAACAAAAAACAAAACAAAACCCCAGAAUGAUACCCUCUGCUACACCGAGGUGUAGCCUGCGCUUCUCCGCGAAAUAAAAACGGCGCUUUCUCAUUCGGCGGAGGCGGAAAAACAGGUGGCUACCGCAAACUACAGAAGUGAGGCGGCGGAGGCGGCGGCGGAGAGUUGUUUCCCAUGUUGGCGGCGGCGGCCUCCCGGACGUUAGCUCGGUAACGGCACCGCGACCUCUUCUCGGCGGGAGUUUCGGCGUCAACUUGCGGGGGGAGUUCGGCCUCGCGUGCGCUUCAGACGCGAAUUGAGCUCCGGGACUGCAGCAAUCUGUUGCAUCCACCCCCCCCCCCCCCCCCCCCUUCUCCCUCGUUAUUUUGUACAUCGCAGGGCCACGAGAUUUAUUCCCACUUCCCCCACCCCUCCACCACCGCCACCACCACCGCCACCCCCUCCCGUGAUGUUCCACUGCAUACCCCUGUGGCGGUGCAACCGUCACGUUGAGGUGAUCGAUAAACGCCACUGCUCCCUGCUCUAUGUUCCCGACGAGAUCUACCGCUACGGACGGAGUUUGGAGGAGCUGCUGCUGGAUGCCAACCAACUCCGAGAUUUGCCCAAGCCAUUUUUCCAGCUGGUGAAACUUCGAAAACUCGGCCUCAGCGACAAUGAGAUACAUAGACUUCCCCCAGAAAUAUGCAACUUUAUGCAGUUGGUAGAACUGGAUGUCUCUCGAAAUGACAUUUUGGAAAUUCCAGAAAGCAUUUCUAACUGCAAAGCCCUCCAAGUGGCAGAUUUCAGUGGAAAUCCAUUAACAAGGUUACCAGUAAGCUUUCCAGAGCUGCGGAAUCUAACAUGCCUUUCCAUCAAUGACAUUUCACUGCAAAGUCUUCCAGAAAACAUUGGAAACCUUACCAACUUGGUAUCACUAGAGCUCAGAGAAAACCUGCUGAAGUUCUUACCAGAGUCAAUGUGUCAGCUUAGCAGCCUUGAAGAACUUGACCUGGGAAAUAAUGAGCUGUACAGUUUGCCUGAAUCAAUAGGCUGUCUUGUCAGCUUAAAGGACUUGUGGCUGGAUGGAAACCUCUUGACUGAAAUACCUGCGGAAACGGGCUGCAUUAAAACCCUGCUGUGUCUGGAUGUGUCAGAAAACAAACUGGAGCGACUUCCAGAUGAGUUGGGUGGCCUGGUGUCUCUCACUGACCUGCUAGUGUCUCACAACAUCAUUGACGCUCUCCCAGGAAGUAUCGGAAAACUACAAAAACUGUCCAUAUUGAAAGCUGAUCAAAACAGGCUAACUAAUAUUCCAGAGAGCAUUGGCAACUGUGAAAGUCUUACAGAACUUGUGCUCACCGAAAACCAAAUAGAGAGUUUGCCACGGAGUAUUGGGAAGUUGAAGCGACUGUCCAACUUAAACUGUGACAGGAACCAGCUAAUGUCUCUACCAAAGGAGAUUGGAGGCUGCAGUGGUCUAAACGUCUUCUGUGUACGUGAGAACAGGCUGACCAGAAUCCCGCCAGAGCUGUCACAAGCCACAGAGCUGCAUGUGCUCGACCUCUCAGGAAACUGUCUCACCCACUUGCCGAUGUCACUGACCACGCUACGACUGAAGGCCUUAUGGCUGUCAGAAAACCAGUCGCAGCCACUCCUGACCUUUCAGACAGAUGAGGAUCCUGAAUCAGGAGAGAAGGUGCUCACCUGCGUGCUGCUGCCUCAGCAGCCAUGUGAACCAGACUUUAAAGGCUCUGAUAAUCUCACCCGUUUUGGAGCCAUGGAAAGCCUGGUGAAUGCCAUGGCAGAUGACACGUGGGACAACAAACCUAUCCAGAGGAUCAGUGCCAUUCAGUUCAUUGAUAAUGAUGAAGAGGACGAUGACGAAAAGGGGACAUUAAUGCGGAGGGCCACGCCUCACCCCGGUGAGCUGAAAACCAUGAAGAAAGCAGCGGAGAACCUCCGUAACGACCUGAAUGCAGCCAAAGGCCUGGACUCCAACAAAAACGAGAGAGGUGCAGGCCCGAUGUCAGAGAGCAAAGCCACACCAUGUCGAUUCCUCCAUCAGACGGGCGACACUCCAGAGAGCAGGACAUUUCCACAUCCCAGAGCUGUUGAUGCGGGGUCCAGUCUCCCAGGAGGCCCUGUCUGCAGUGCAAAGACUCCAUCAGUUACAGGCGAUCUAAAAGCUUCUGGGGUGUCUGAAACAACCCUUCCUCAGGAAUUAUUCAUCUCCCAAGUGCCAUUAAAAAUCAAAGUGUCUGGCCAGAGGGGUAGUUUGGGAAUCAGCAUUGCUGGUGGGAGGGGCUCUUUGCCCUACAAAGACCACGAUGAGGGCAUUUUUAUUUCCCGAGUGGCUGAAUGGGGGCCUUCGGAAAAGGCUGGUAUCCAUGUUGGGGAUAGACUGAUGGAGGUCAAUGGUCUGAGCAUGCAGGGGGCGACCCACCACGAGGCGGUCAGCGCCCUCAGGAAUGCUGGGAGCUGCAUCAGGAUGAAAGUGCUAAGAGAGAAGCUGCUCCCUCGACUGGUGUGUGACCCAGACGUGUGUCGGGAUCCCCCGGACAUGACCAGCCGACAGCUGCGCAGACACCAGACCGGAGGCCCAAGAAGGAAACACUUCCAGCUGGACGGCUCCGUUGACUGUGUGUCCAAGAAGAUUGAGGAGGUUGUCUGCAAUGGCAACAGCAUUAUUCCCCGGAUCAUCCUCACUCAUCCCUCUACCUCAGAUGAAGAUGUGGAGCUUUUGACACAGAUGUCCAGCAGAGACCUCCUACGUGAUAUAGAUCAUUCUAGCAAACAUAUUUACUCUGACUUCUGCGAUAGUGCGUUCUACCCACCGUGA
Messenger RNA from Menidia menidia (Atlantic silverside), 2953 nucleotides. Lineage: Eukaryota; Metazoa; Chordata; Actinopteri; Atheriniformes; Atherinopsidae. The record is from the annotation of a GenBank genome assembly.